Messenger RNA from Cyphellophora attinorum, 1416 nucleotides. Its product is annotated as Amine oxidase [flavin-containing]. Gene Ontology annotation, molecular function: oxidoreductase activity. The record is from RefSeq and is a predicted model, not a curated record. The transcript is spliced from 2 exons. NCBI's taxonomy places the organism in Eukaryota, Fungi, Ascomycota, Eurotiomycetes, Chaetothyriales, Cyphellophoraceae. The coding region runs from base 1 to 1416 and encodes 471 amino acids.
AUGCCCGAAUCAAUCGACGUUGUCAUCAUCGGCGCUGGUCUCGCAGGGUUGACCGCUGCGAGAGAAGUCACGAAGGCUGGAUACUCUUGUGUUGUGCUUGAAGCAAGAGCUCGAGUGGGAGGUCGCACGUACACUCACAAAUUGGACAAGGGCAUCGUCGACCUCGGUGCUGCGUGGAUCAAUGACACAAAUCAGAGUCAAAUGUUCGCGCUUGCGGAGGAGCUGAAGCUUGAGCUAAUAGAGCAGAAUACAACGGGUAAUGCUGUACUGCUUGAUCAUGAUGGGAGCGCAAAGCCAUUUCCGUACGGGAAACUACCUCCAUUCGACGAUGAGACAACAACCCACCUCGCUCAUAUUCGUGAUACUGUCGAGGCCGAUUGCCAGAAGCUAUCUGCUGCCAGGCCUACUUCCACUCACCUCGACAGUAUAACCUUUGCCGCUUACGUUCAGUCUCUCGGAGCCAGCCCGCUUGCGCUUUCUAUUGCCAGCAUCUGGACUCGUGCCAUGGUAGGUCAGGAGCCAGAAGACGUCUCCGCUCUUCUUUUUUUGAACUAUUGCAAAUGCGGUGGAGGCCUCCUGCAGAUGCGGUCUGAUCAAAAAGGCGGCGGACAACAUUUGCGGAUUCGCACUGGUACUCAAUCGUUCUCAGAGGGAUUGAAAAACAUGCUGCCAGCAGGCACGGUCCGCUUGUCCAGCCCGGUCGACUCAAUCACGCAGCAAGGUGACGGUCAUGUACUCGUCACCACGCAGAAUACACCUGACAUGCCUCUGCUUGCUCGCAAAGUCAUUACUUCCGUCCCUGGACCAGCGCUCAAGCACAUAACCUUCACGCCACCCUUGUCGCCAGCAAAGCGCCUCUUGAUCGACUCUUUCCGUUAUGGCUUCUAUCAGAAGGUCAUGAUCGUGUUUAAGACGUGCUUUUGGGCACACACAACAGGAAUACCCAACUGCGGCCUCAUACAGUCAUUCAGCGAUCUUCAUCCAGCUGCUGUCGUACGAGACACCUCGUCUCCUCUCGAUGAUAAACAUGUCCUCACAUUCUUCGUCGCCGGCAACCCAGGGCGCGCCUGGUCCGCUCUACCCAAACCUGAACGCGAGGAAGCACUCUUCCGCCAAGCUGCAGACGCUUUCUUGUCCGGCGACCUCGCGAGACUCAAGUCAGAAGUUGUGGAAGUGAUUGACUUCGAAUGGCGGAACGAGCACUGGAAUGGUUACGGCUGUCCGAGCCCUUGCCUCGCUCCGGGAGUGUGGUCUGCGAUCGAGUCGGAGGGCGGUGCGGAAGUUUUGGCACAAGCUGCAGGGAAUGUGCACUUUGUGGGCACGGAGACGAGUGAUGUGUGGAGAGGGUAUAUGGAGGGCGCGGUGAGGAGUGGAGCGAGGGGCGCGAGGGAGGUGUUGGCGGAUCUGAAGCGUUAG